AGUGUCUCGUUUAAAAUGAUUAUUUAAUGUUAACAGGAGCAAUACCUUCUAAGGUAGCCUAUUCUCCUGCAGUAGUCGAUGACCUCGCUACCCCAACGGAUGUCCUGGAAGUUGACGCUCCGAGAUGUGGCCAGGAUUGCUAUGGAAGCAACAGCUGCAUGUCGUUUGCCUACGACGCAGCUAAAGGGCAGUGCAUGAAAUAUGGAGGCAACUACUUUGGGAAUUUCCAGAAUCACUCUGGAAAACGAUAUCCGAUGGACAUCCCUCUCUACACUCGUCCAAUGUACUUCUUUAAUCUGUCACAUGCUCUUGACCGGGGCUACAGAAUGGAUAGAGAGGCAGGACUGUGUUACAAGGUAACCAAUGGAAACGCGUCCCACGACGAAGCCGAGACUGUCUGUUCUAAUGACCAGGCCCGACUGCUGGCCAUCCAAACCACAACACAACUCAAUGCCAUACUGGACUACAUCAACUCUACUAACGCAGAAUCCAACUUUCCGUUACAUGUGGCUGGUUCUGGACCGGAAAUGACGUACUUCAACACAAAGCCGAUCCCGGAUACCUUGUUUUCCGUCAAUGGAACUAUCGCGCCGGGCAACUGUACCCAGUUAACCUCGACUGGCCUCUCAAACGGACUCUGCUUGGACACACUCUCCUUUGUUUGUGCUUACUGAUGUGGAAUCGUUCGCUGAAGAAGAACCAGUAGACUGGCCACCUGUCUCUAGGAUAUCCGAAUUUUGAAUAGAAAUAGGCUUUAUGGUUUUGAUCUCGAGGAUAUAUCAGAUAAAUACGGGGGAGAAAAUCAAGGAUUAACAUCUAGUGGAGCAAUUCUUAACCAGAAAGCUUAGGGGCUGGCGGCCAGUUUAGACAAGCAGUUUCGUUUUCCUUUCACCGUCCGGAUGAAACAUAUAGCCACUUCAGUCUUACUUGUUGAUCACUAUCACAUGAACCAUCCAUUCCCUGUUGAUCACUAUCAUACUAUCAUAUGAUCCGCCCUUCCCUGUUGAUCACUAUCACAUGACCCAUCCCUUCCCUGUUGAUCACAAUCACGUGACCCACCCCUUCCCUGUUGAUCACUGUCACAUGACCCAUCCCUUCCCUGUUGAUCACAAUCACGUGACCCACCCCUUCCCUGUUGGUCACUAUCACGUGACUCAUCCCUUCCCUGUUGAUCACUAUCACGUGACCCUACCCUUCCCUGUUGAUCACUGUCACAUGACCCGCCCCUUCCCUGUUGAUCACUAUCACAUGACCCGCCCCUUCCAUGUUGAUCACUAUCACGUGACCCACCCCUUCCCUGUUGAUCACUAUCACAUGACCCGCCCAUUCCCUGUUGAUCACUAUCACGUGACCCACCCCUUCCCUGUUGAUCACUAUCACGUGACUAAGCCCUUUCCUGUUGAUCACUAUCACGUGACACACCCCUUCCCGGUUGAUCACUGUCACGCGACCUACCCCUUCCCUUUUGAUCACUGUCACAUGACCCACCCCUUCCCUGGUGAUAUCUAUCACAUGAUCCACCCCUUCCCUGUUGAUCACUAUCACAUGACACACUCCUUCCCUUGUGAUCUGUAUCACGUGACCCGCCCUUUCCCUAUUGAUCAAACACCACCCCACCUUACUUUCCAACAUGGAUACAAUGCUUAGAAACAUAAGUGUUACAUUGAGUCUAUCAUGUUUUGUGUUAAAACGUGGGUGUGGUUAUCUAUAUAUAACUAGCUUGAUAAAGAAAAUACGGAUGCAUAUUUUAUUUUAGCUCGUAUAUAUUCUAUUUCAACCGACCUUUAUUGUUUCUUAGACUUGUCGACAGUGCAAUAAAAGGGAGGUUACUGGUACUUUCUUGAUUAUAUAUGAAAAAGAGAAGUUUAGGUAGAGUUACAAUACUUACAAUGCCAUUAAAGCGAUAGGGUUUCACUCGUACCACCAAGCUAUAUAUUGAAAUGUUGAUCUCAUCCAACACCUUGAGUAUCCGUUCAGAUACAGCGACGUUAGACUAGAUAGCUACGUUUACACAUCUUAACAUAAAUACAAUAUCUAAAACACAAAAAAGAUAAUGUCACCAUAUGUGUAAACAGACACGUCCAUAUGAUAAUAAAAAAUGGAUGAAUUAUGUGAAGGACUAGCUCAUUUAUACUGGCAGAGCUAUACAGUUUAUGACAAAUAUAAUAGACGAACA
This is a messenger RNA of Pecten maximus, 2176 nucleotides long. RefSeq lists its product as uncharacterized. The record is from RefSeq and is a predicted model, not a curated record. Bases 27 to 674 code for a protein of 215 amino acids. Lineage: Eukaryota; Metazoa; Mollusca; Bivalvia; Pectinida; Pectinidae. The transcript is spliced from 3 exons.